Messenger RNA from Lacerta agilis (Sand lizard), 1789 nucleotides. RefSeq lists its product as uncharacterized. Gene Ontology annotation, cellular component: extracellular matrix. The record is from RefSeq and is a predicted model, not a curated record. Gene Ontology annotation, molecular function: protein binding. Bases 322 to 1653 code for a protein of 443 amino acids. NCBI's taxonomy places the organism in Eukaryota, Metazoa, Chordata, Lepidosauria, Squamata, Lacertidae. The transcript is spliced from 2 exons.
CUGUAUAUAUCCAGGCCCAGAUUUGGACAUCCUGCUGCCUGAAUCUGGUCAGUAGUAGCUGCCCUUUCUCAUACCAGCAACUUAGCACUUGGAGGAGAGUCAUGCUGCUCACUGUGACUCCACAGUGCCCCCAGUGACAAGUGUGGUGUGAUUAAGGUCACCAGGCUAUUUGGGGGGGGGGGUUGGGCAACGUACAGGUGCAGUGGUAUAGGACAGUCUUCCUCAGAGUGCUUGGUUGCUGAUAAGAGGAGGAGAGCACUCAAUCCUUUGGCCUCUGGGUCUCGAUCCUUACUGACUUUCAAGGAAGAAUAUUGUUCUGAGAUGCCACACCUGUAUGGUAAUAAGCUCCAGCGACCAGCAGGGGCACAAACUAAUGAUGCCAUCAGCCCACGCAGCCACCAGAAGCCUCCAGGUCAGAAGAGGUGGACAUUCAUACUCUUUGGCGUGGUCCUCUUAGCAAGAGAACUCGUGUUAGGAGCUCUGGAAGAGACAUGCAACUGCAGCGCAGAAGUUGAUUUCCAGGAACUGCAGACCAAAUUGGCUCCUGAGAUGUGUUGCUUAAAUCUCACCAGGACUAAAAUCAACUCCUUGGACUGGAGCAUCUUCGCCAGAACUGUGGGUUUGAGGGAGCUCUACCUAUCAAACUGUGGCAUAUCAGACAUUAUCAAUGCAGAGAAUGGCUCUUCUACGUUGGAGAUUCUACACUUAGACAAUAACCAGCUAAGUUGGCUCCCAGAUGGUUUCCUAAGAAAUGCACCCAGCUUGCGCCUCAUUCAUUUGGAGAGCAACCAACUCCAGAAGCUGCCCGAGUCAUUCCUGAAAGAAUCCAACCAAAUCCAGGAGAUCCACCUUGCCUUCAAUAACUUGUCUUCCCUUCCUUCAGGGAUUUUCAAACCCUCCCUCCACACGCUAGGUCUCUCCAACAACAGCUGGCACUGUACUUGCAACUUGCUUGAAGAUCUGGAAAAAUGCCUACCUGCACCAUUUAACGCUGAAGUGACUUGUAGCACCCCAGAGCGUUACCAUGGCAUGAAUCUCGGAGACAUCCCUAAGCAGGAGGUGUGCCGCAACCACAGCCUAACGGCUCUCUUUGUUUGCCUGCCUGUGGUGGCUAUUCUGGUUUUGGUCACCUGGUGCUUUUGCAGGCGGCAGAAGAAAACCAGCUACCACCCUCACGCUGGGAAGGAAUGCCGGCUGGCUACAGUGGAGAGAAACGGUGCCAAAGAGCCUGGGGACCAUCACUGCUACAUCCCAUGUGAGCUGCCUAUGGCAUCGGCUGCAGAGAGCGAGAAGAACAUCUUGUUGAGGAACCAGGUCUUGCUUAAGCCUUCAGCUGCACUACUAGGGAGCAGCAGGGACCUCUAUGAAGAGGUGGAGAUCAAACUGGGGGCUUCUGAUGAUUCGUUGGUGAAGGCCAAUGGGGAAAGCCUUGAGCAAGAUAAGUCGGGAUCCAAAAAACUGACCGUUGCGGAGGAGGGUUACACAGGUGGGGAGUCUGAAGCUGAGACAGUGAGUGUGACAGACGUUCUGAAGGAUUCUGCAGACCGUGAAAAGCUCUAUAUGAACCAGUCAGUAGAUUAUUACAACCUGGUUCCCGGCAUUGAACUGGAGGACUCGGACCACAUGGAAUAUGAGAAUGUUGACCUUUGCUGAGGCUGCUUGUUGAUCCAUAGUGUGAUAAGAACACAAAGUAGGCUAAUUCUUAUCCAGUUUAUGAAAGGGGCAGCAGGACCACCAGCUCCCAACAUUAUGCAAAUUUCACAAAUAAUGAGAGUUUUCUUGUAAAUGA